AUGUUGGAACAUGCUCGGGGCACCAAGUUCUCUAUGGAGUUUCAGUCCCUUCAAGAGAAAGCCCAGAAGCACGGCAAACAGCCCAAAGGGAGGUUGCUUUUGUGGGUUGUGUUCCAGCGGUUUCGUUUGGAAAAGGAUCGUGGUACCGCCCUCACGCAACAUCACCUGUUGUCGCUUACAGUGCAGGGUUCGGAGGUCAAGGGUCUGAUAGAGUUCAGGCAACGUUUUGACUUUGUAUGGGAAGCGUUGGAGCCAUCAGAGAGGCCCAGUGACAAUGCUGUUCGGUCCCUUUUGUUUGAAAACCUCAAAGGGCACCCCCUGAUGAGCCUUCACAUCGACCGUUUCCGCAACUCGAGCAGUUCCUCUAGCAAGAGGACGUGGGAGUGGUUAUACGGUAAGAUGGUGGAUGUUGUCGACAUUGCCCAGUUAGAGGAAAACACGGCGUCCAUUAGUAAGGCCCUAGCAGGAGGUAACAAUCGUGUUGCAGCAAAUGCGGCGCCAAAAGCCCAGGCGAAAGAAAAAGCGAAACCAAACAAUGGGGAUAAGAGCGAACAAGACAAAGCAAAAGAAAAGAAGGAGCGGGAGAAAGCGAAGAAGAAGGAGAAGGAAAAAGAAACGAAGGAGAAAGCACGAGCAGCAGCAACAGUGGCAACGAGCGAGGCGGCAACGCCUGCUCCCGCCGCUCCUGCAAAAGGCAAAGGCAAAGGAAAGGACAAGCCAAAGUCGCCACGCACAAAAGAGGAAAAAGCCAAGUUGCCAUGCAUGUUCUUUGCGUAUGACUGUUGCACUCAUGGAAAUGCGUGUGAGUAUAUCCACGAUAAGAACAACCUGUACAAAGGGCCUAAGCCCAGGGGCAUCAAGGCUUCUGCAGGUGCAGCAACAGUCGCGGCAGGUGUUUCCAUGGCAAGCGCGCUUCCAACCGCUAAGGGUUCUUGCGUAGAAGAGAGGCAAUGCGGCAACGCAUGCCCUUCAGAGCAGGAGUCCCCGAAGCGCGUUCAGGGUUUAGCUGGCAGGGUGAAGGGUCUAGGCAACAAGUUGCUCAAGUCAGGCCGGAACGUCAAGCUCAACGGCAGUGUGCUCCCAAAAGGCAGCUUCUUUGCUAGGGCGUUCACGACAGUCAUGACGGCUAUGGCGUGCCUUGACCCAGGUGGGAAUGCCACUGGAAUGGCAGGCGUGUGCACCAUGAACCAGACUAAGCCCCUAAACAUGGACUUUCUCUUAGAUAGCGGCGCCGGUAGGAAUCUCACUUCCAAGAAACAUUUGCCUGAAGAGACCCAUGAGAUGUUUUCCAAGGCACCGGAAAAGUUGCAGUUCUCAACUGGAGGGGGCACCCGUACAGGCUCCCAAGCAGUGAGGAUGAAAGGAGACCUUUCAGGUGACAAUGUGUUCUACUCCCUAAAGGAUUGUCCUCCAGCUCUGAGUGUAGGCAUCCAGGUAAAUGAACACAAGCGCCCGUGGAUAUGGUUUCCUGACCAACUCCCUUUCUUCGUGAACGCUGACAGAGUCCAGGAUGUCACCUUUUUCUGCCCUGAAUCAGCAAAGAUCUAUGCAGAUCGCAUUGAAGAAAACGUGCCCGUCCUGAGAGAAUCCGUCUCGUGUUCUGCCCUACCCGCUUGUGGACGCGCUGUCAAGCCAGAAGCGGAAACGCUCAUGGCUGCUCCAUCAGAACCGGCGCCUACACGGGAUAAGCCUGUAGAGUCUGGCAAGGCAGAUGUGGAAUGCUUAAGGUUGAAACCGGAUAGCUCCCUGCCGCGUUUUGGGGAAGAGGAUGAACUCACAGCCUGUGCUGAGCCAAUCCCGGGUGAAGGAGAUGAACCGUUGGAUGAGGAAGAUGCCGAAGAGCACCCUGAAUGGACGAAGGGCCCGACCCUGAUGACACUCCUCCCUUGCACUAUGGGCACAGGCUCCGGGCAGACCACAUCAUUCUCGGUCAAGAUUUUAACAAAAGGCUCGGAAGGAGAGCAGGCCUGCUUGAUUGCUUAUGACGACUAUAGCGGUUGCUACGGGGCUUUUCCACAAACCAAUAGAAGCACAGAUCAGAACGUCUCAGUGUUGCGAAAAUUUGGUGGCACCAGGGCCCAUGGAAAAGCGCUAUGCGUGGUCAAGUCGGAUGCAGCUUCCGAGCUCGUCGACGCAGUGAAGGCAUUGAACUGGCUGCCGGAUCCAGGCGUACCCCAUGACCUUUUUCACAACUCACAACUCGAGCGAGCCAUCAGGACGUUCCCUGGGAUCUUUUGCGGAUGGCGUUUGGAUGCAGGCUACAAGUUUCGUGGAGUUCACUUGGUGCUUGACUACGACUCACUUCGCAAAGAUGAAAGGGGCUGCGGAAGACCAAUCCAAGUGUACGCGUCAGAGUUGGUCGUGCCUGAUUCUUUUGUGUUUCCAUUGCACGAGGCUCAGGUUGAGAAACUUUCCCUUUUCAAGUCAGAGGCAGCAAUGCCCACGCUUGACACUCGAGAAGCUUUGCCUUUCGAGAAAGGAGCCCCGGAACCCAAAGUUCGCAAACGCAAAACAUAUGUGACAUUGGAAAGGGCCCUUCGUUUCGGCAUAACUCUUGGGUGCAAGGGCUGUGAUAGGAUAGCAGAAGGCGUGCCACACAAUGAUGCGUGCCAUGAACGGUUUAGGAAGCUUUUAGAAGACGAGGCCGCUGCACUGAAGGCUAAGGCCAAAGCAAAGGCCGACGCCGCGCGUCCUGCUUCUGAUAGUGUUGCCCCAGCCGCGCCGCUGCAACCAUCUCAUGAGGCGACUCGCCCAGAUGAGACGAAGCAAGGCGUCAAGGGGGCUGAUCUGGACUACUGGGAUUUUGAUUCCAAGCGCAUGGCGUGGAAACGAGUGCAUGUCAAGCCCCGAAAACGUUUGUACACACCUGUGGGCCGACAUUGUCCUUUUGAUUUCCAUCUUUUGUCUUCUGCCCGAGAGACAGAGUGGAAAUGCCGCGGCAAAUUGUCUACUUUCUCCGACGACUGGCAAGACAAGAGUCCGAAUAGACGCAUUUCCUCUAAAAGUUGGGUAGGGGCCACAUGGUUUUUCCCAAAGAAGGAGAUUGACCCAAACCAAGCCAAGCUUGACACGAUGAAGGCCAACGCAGAAGAGCAACUCAAACGCUCACCCCUCAAAGGUGCGGAAGCGGUAGCAGCAAUCCUCCACGAUCUAGAAGCCUUAGACCCAAAAGCAGUCCCAAGCUGUGGCUCAACUUUGACUGGGGACUCUGCCCCUACCAGCGCGAGUUCUCAGACCAAGGUCAAACGCAACAGACGUGCCGAGGAUGCCACUUUGUUUGAGUUUUGCUGCGAGCCUGAUUCAAUGUUAGGCCAGGUGAAUGAGGAGAACGAAAUCAACCACUUCCGUUUGACAGAAAGCAGCUCGGACAUGUCGUGUCCAAAGCAAACGGAGUCUUUAAAGAAGCUUGUCCAGCUCUUUCCUGGUUGUGACUUAUGGGGCAGCAUACCUUGCGGCCCAUGGAGUCAACUGCAGCACCUCAACAUCGCACGCUUGGGAAAUGGCUUCCGAGAGAAACUCCGAAAGAAGCGGCAACGCUCAAGGAGAAUCUUGAAGAACUUCAUAAGCGUCGCGGAAGUUGUCUUAGCUCAAGGGGGGCAUGUAAGUUUCGAGUGGCCUCAAGGCUGCAGCGGUUGGGCUCUACCCGAGCUUACCCAGUUCAUCCAGGAGCAUGGCUUGUUCACUGCGGUAACGCAUGGAUGCGCUCAUGGCCUGAUGGAUGAUGAAGGGACGCCGCACAAGAAGCCCUGGAGGAUUGUUACCUCCUGCUGGAAACUUGCCGACAACUUGAACACCAAGCGCUGUCAACACCCGCCGGGCUUUCAGCACAGCACCAUUGAGGGAAGCAAAACUGCAAAAACUGCCAAAUACACCAGGUCUAUGGCCACAACCAUUGUGCACAGCUUGUACCCGCACCUCUCCUCACAAGUGGCAGCAAUGCCCGUCAUGCCGUCUUCUCCACACUGCCAUGUCCCUAGGACUCCCCCGAAGGACCAAGAGAUGAUUUACGCUGGCAUCCACCACUUGAUAGAUAGAAAGGAUUGGGGCAAACACGCAGGUGCUCAGGAAUGCAUAGACGGAGAGGCCAAGGGUUUGAUAUCCAACGGCACUUGGGACUACAGGGAAGUAGUUUCACGCAGGGAUUUGUUGGCUAGAAAAGAACCCCUCAAUAUUGGCCGCCUCAUGACUAUCUUGAGCAUAAAGCACUUUGAAACGCCAGAGUUGCGAAAGCUAAAGGCUCGAAUCGUUUUCAGAGGCGACGACAUUAGAGAUGAAGCGAACAACCUGGCAAUCCUGCAAGAACUACAAGUGAAUCCCACUGGAAUAGUAGGUAUUAACUUCAACCUUGCUUACGGAGCCAUCAAAGGUCACUGUUCGUCACAAUCUGAUGUGGUUAAGGCCUACACACAAUCAGAUUUAAACACGAAAGUUCCCACGUGGGUCGAACUCCCGCGAGAGCUUACACCGCCGGAGUUCCGAGGAAUAGAGCGCCCCUGCGUCAGACUCUGGAAGUCCCUUUACGGGCACCCAGAAUCUGGAUUUCAUUGGCACGAAAGGUUCAAGCAGGUUAUGAGUUUGAUGGGAGGUGAACACUCUGAACUGUUCCAAUCGUCAUUCUGGUUCCCCAAGACUAGGCAGCUACUAACGCUGUACGUUGACGACAUAGUUUUAAGUGGGCCCAAAGAUACUCAAGCUGCAUUCUGGGAAGAGCUCCAAAAGCACCUAGAUAUUGAACCGCCAAGUGAAGUAGACAGGGUGUUAGGGCGGAAGCACGUCUACCAGCGCGAAGGCAACACAGUCAUGACAUACGACAUGUCUGACUACUGCCGAAAUGCUUGUGACUUAUAUGAGCAACUGUCGGGCCGGAAGCUCAAAGAGGCGGCAACGCCCUUUGUUGCUGAAGGUUCUCUGCUUACAAGCGACUGGGAAACAAGGGGGCAGCUGUCAGAUGCUGCCAGCAGAGUGUUGAUGAAGAGCCUGUGGCUCGCACGCUUAUCACGCCCUGACGUGAUGAAACCUCUGUCAGACCUUACCCGUCGAGUCACUUGCUGGAGCAUUGCGGACGACAAACGGCUUUUUCGUUUGAUGUGCUAUCUCCAUUCAACGCCUGAGCUCUCUAUCACCCACACCAUGGGCGAUGAGCCAGAAAACCUCAAACUUAGCCUGUACACGGACGCCGACCACGCUUCUGAUGUAGAACAUGCUCACAGCACGUCCGGGAUGAUACUCUGUAUAGAAGGGGAACACUCCUUCUGGCCACUGUGCUGGGCCAGCAAAAAGCAGACGGCGACCAGCAGAUCAACCACAGAGGCCGAGAUCAUUUCACUGAGCUCUGGAGUGUUCGGGGAAGCACUACCCAUGCAACAGUUCAUGGAAAAGGUCUUUGGCCGAGAGGUGCUAUUGCAGUGUCAUCAGGAUAACUCGGCAGUCAUACAGAUAGUCCAUGCAGGCUACAGCCCAAAACUUCGGCACGUGAGUAAGACUCACAGGAUUGAUCUGUCAUCCCUGUAUGAAGUCUAUGAGGACCCGUAUGUGCGCUUGACGUACAUAAACACAGAUAAGCAGCGCGCCGAUAUCUUUACGAAGGCUCUGGCUCCAGCAAAGUUUCCUGCGGCACUCCAGCUACUCCAAAUGGAGUGCAAUCUCUCACUGGCGCUACCGCACUCCCCCGUGGCGAAGAGAGGUGCGGCGCAGGUGAACUUCUCAGCCGCCGCAGACGGCGGCGUGUCACCUGCGCAGUCGCUGCCACCUGCCUUCCUCGACCGGGCGCUCAAAGCGCGCGCCACGUUGCAUGCACCCUCGGUGCCGCGUCGUCGCAGCCCCAGCCCCACCAGCGGCUUCGUGAAGCUGGAGGGCGGCCGAAUCCAGUUCACCGGCUUGGAUUCACCGCCGGACUCGCCCACCACGCAGCAGGAGCAGCACCUGCAGCACCUGUUCGGGAUGAUGCGAGCCAGAUCGAAGGAGAGGAUGAGGGGUGGCAAGAAGAAGGAUGCACAGGAAGUUGGCCGCAAGUACGACUUCCGGCGUGCCAGCACCCUCUUCUGGCGCCAAAGGACGAAACACCUGCGGAAGGCCGCCGUGAAGUCCCUCUACGAGCGCUCUCUCACGCGUCAGAUCGUGGAGCGGGCCCGGCCCGUACAGUGGCGCAGGAAGAAGCGGCGGCUUCACGAGGAGGUGCCGGCGGAGCCCAUCCCUACGGCACGGCGCAUGUCACGCCGGGAGUCGGCACCGAAGAUCACGCUGGCGGCUGCCAUGCAGAGCGCCUCGCCAGCCCCAAAGCAGGACCCACUUCGACUGCUGCACAUUGGCCGUGAGGUGCAGGCCAUUCACAGCCAGUAUCGGGAGGAGCCUAGACCGGUCCCGCACUCUGCGCGGCUCCCGGCUCGGCGGCAGAUCCAGCUGCAGGCUCCCCUUCGCCACCGCUCGGUAUCCCCUUCCAAGGAGCCGCUUCCAGAGCCGAAGCUGAAAGCCCCGCCGCCGGGCUGGGCCAAGCGAGGAGCACCGGCCGAGCCUACGCAAGUUGUCACGGAGGUGAGCUUCCCUUCGCGAGCUGAGGCAUCAAAAGUGCCAAAGCUGGAGAAGGGCACCUCGAACCCUGAGGCCAAGUUGCCUCCCCGCGAGCCUUGGCCCAAGCCAAAGGAAGAGCCUGCUCCAGCUGUACCGGCAGGCCCGGUCGCUGCGGAGCCGCCGAAGUCGGCCCUGCUUCCGCCGAAGAAGAUGGCCGAGAUGCCUUUGAUGGAGGCGCAGGAGUGCCUCAAGGCGAACCUCAUGCUCUUCCAGCGAAGCCGCGGGCGUUCCCCAGAGCGGGCUGACCACAGGCCGCCCCCUCCGCCCGCAAUCCCUCAGAAGCCACCUGGUGCAUUGCCGACCGACAUCGAGCGCUUGUGGCCCACUCAAGGUCUGAAGCCCAUUGUGCCGCCCGUCUCAAGUUUGAACAAGGGCAGCGGUGCGCCCAUGGCCUCAUUCCUGCAAGGUCUGCUGCCCGGUCCGCCACCUGCGAUUGCAAGGAAGCAGCCGCUGCCCCCGGAGGCCAGCGACGUUAGUGCCAAGGCCACGGAGAUACUCCGAUAUCUGCAGAGCUUCGAGCGCGCGCCGCUGGAGCGCAUGCUGGCGCAGCCGAGGCGCGCCAGCGCGGGCAUGCAGGAGGCUGACGCGGCCAAGGCCCCUCCUUCCGAGGACGCCGCGAAGAAGGAGGACGUUCGCCUGCCGCCGAUCGGAGGCGACAAGCCUGGCAGCCGCGGCCUCUCUGCGCAGAAAGCCUCCUGGGCGGAAUUCCUUGAGCAGCGCUUGGGACGCCACGUGCGCGCCGCCAGCAAAUCGACGCCUUCGCCGCCGCGGAGCGUCCGCGGGAGAGAGCUGCGAUCGCUGCUGUUGGACUGA
Molecule: messenger RNA, 7380 nt
Organism: Symbiodinium natans
Lineage: Eukaryota; Dinophyceae; Suessiales; Symbiodiniaceae
Source: the annotation of a GenBank genome assembly